GGGCACCCCAGGGCCUGAGACCAGACCUGGGACCCCGCCCCGGACGGCCGCGGGGUCCCCGCUGCUCCUCCCACCCCCCCCCCUCGCUGCAGCAGCGGCGCAGGGGACGGGCGGAGGGCCGGGCAGGGGCGGCAGCCGCAGCUGUCCCCUCCCACCUCCCGCCAGCGCGAGCUUCCCCGCGCCGCGCUCCCGCCGCAGCCGCGCUUCCCCGCGCCAGCGAGCCAGCGAGCGAGCGGGCGAGGCCAGCGCGGGGGCCGGGCCGCUUCCUUCUUGCCACCGCGGCGUCCUGGGGCGGGCUCCAGCCGCGAUGGCAGAGGCUGAGCGGGGCUGAGCCCGCAGCCACCCGCAGCCCUCGGGCCCCCUUGAGUCCCUGCCAUGGCGAAACAGUACGAUGUGCUAUUUCGGCUACUGCUGAUCGGGGACUCCGGGGUGGGCAAGACCUGCCUGCUGUGCCGCUUCACCGACAACGAGUUCCACUCCUCGCAUAUCUCUACCAUCGGUGUUGACUUUAAGAUGAAGACCAUCGAAGUAGACGGUAUCAAAGUGAGGAUACAGAUCUGGGACACAGCAGGGCAGGAGAGAUACCAGACUAUCACAAAGCAGUACUAUCGGCGAGCCCAGGGAAUAUUUUUAGUCUACGACAUUAGCAGUGAACGCUCUUAUCAGCACAUCAUGAAGUGGGUCAGUGACGUGGAUGAGUAUGCUCCAGAAGGAGUCCAGAAGAUCCUCAUAGGGAACAAGGCUGACGAGGAGCAGAAACGGCAGGUGGGGAGAGAGCAAGGGCAGCAGCUGGCUAAGGAGUAUGGCAUGGACUUCUACGAAACAAGCGCCUGCACCAACCUUAACAUUAAAGAGUCCUUCACUCGUCUGACGGAGCUGGUGCUGCAGGCCCACAGGAAAGAGCUGGAUGGUCUCAGAACAUGUGCCAGCAAUGAGCUCGCAUUGGCAGAACUGGAGGAAGACGACAGCAAACCUGAGGGCCCAGCAAACUCUUCAAAGACCUGCUGGUGCUGAGGGUCCUGUGUGGAAUCUCGCCCCGCCCCCCAAUUCCCCUUCCCUCAGGAGGCCCGUGGAGGCAGGGAGUCUGGGCUUUGAGCACCACUGUCCUUUCAUUUGACAAUCCUGUUGAAAACCAGUAGCUGCUACUUCCCUGCCUGGCCCUGUGAGCAGCUCUGCUGUGGUCUCUGAGCAGCCUCUGCCCCUAGCCCCUCUAUCCUGGAGAGGUAACCUUUCAGCCUGUCUCCCAGCCGCAGGCCAGCUGUGACCCCAGAAUGUGCUGCUGACCGUCUCACCAGCCCAGGCUCAUGGGACAACGGUCAGGGCUGGAGUCAAGACCACUUAGAGACCCCUUUAGUGCAUCUAGUGGACUCUUUGCUUUUUCUCUUUUUUCUUCUCUUUCUCCACUCCCUUCCUUCCCUUGUAUUUUGCAUCCCUGUCUUCUAGUCUCUCCUCCCUUGCCUGUGUGUCCUGCUGAGUGCUGCUAAUGCAGUUCCUUUCUUCUUUCCUUCCUGAUUCUGCCUAAGGGAAUGGACCCAGGCUCUGCCCCAGGGAGGAUGGCUCACCCUGCUGUAGGGUGGGCUGAAGGCUAAGGGUGCUUCUUCCUCCUCCCCUCCCCACUGCCCCUCCUUGUGCCAUGGGCUGCCUCCCCAAUGGUCUGUGAAGGUAGAACACUGAGGUAGGAAGGAAACACUAGGUGGUCCUCAAGCAUGAACUGGCCUCUUCUGCCUUUGCCUUCUGCUGGAGUUUUGGCCUUGUCUGGCUCCCUAUGUGCCUCUGUGAGGAACUGAGUCCAGAGGUGGGCACAGCAGAGAAGAAAAAGCAAAAAAGAUGGGGUGGCAGGGAUUAAGUCACCUCUGUUCUCUACCUCCCAUGCAGUGAGUACACAGUCUCUUCACCUGGAUGCAUGAAUUUAAAGAUGGGGAUCCAGGCCUGAGGACACCAAAGGGCAAGGGGAGCCCCCGGGGUCAGAUACUGUACAGUCAGCUGUGAAUCGAGAAAGAGGCAAGAGCAGGUGUGAAGGGUUGGCUCCUAGAACCAGGGUUAGAGCAAGAGCUUUGGGCGCUUCAUAGAACAGUGAGUGCUAUGGCGACUGCAGUGCGUCCUGUGUGAGAACAUUUACCCAGACUCCCCGGCAGAGGUGACAAGUGAUGUCAUCAGUCACUCAACUUUCACUGAACCCAGCCUUUGGAAGUUGAAGUUUUCCCCCAGAGUCUGGACAACAGGCCUUAAAACAUGGGAAGAGAAGGCCACGUAUGGAUGGAAAUAACUUGGUGCUGUUCUGCCUUCCAGGACUCCCUCCCCUUGUUCCCUUAUUCUAAGUCUGCUUGUAGCUUUGCCAAUUGCUGUGUGGCUACCAAGGGAGGGACAGAGACACCCUCCUCCAGAGUUCUAUGCUCAGGAAGUUUCUUUAACCCUGUGGUCCAAGAGUAGCUUGAAGGAGGCCCCUAAAAAAAACAAAAACAAAACAAAAACCCAACCCUGGUAGGGUUCAUCCUUACAUUCCCAAGGUGGGAGGAGCUCAGGUAAGAGAAUAGUCCCAGGAUGCACUUCAAGGCUGGGGCUGGAGCCGAAGCAGAGGAAGCAUUGGGCACUGCCUGAGCGUUCACUGACCAAGGUCCUUUCAAAUCCAGGGCACGCUGUGAUGACAGAAAGCCCCACACCUCUUUAGUCCUCUAAAAAGGGAGAUGGGGGUGAAAUCACAAGGAAUGUCUCCCUGACUUAGCAAACCAGGAAGCUGGUGGCAGGAGAGAACAGCUCAGGAUUUCUGGUGGAGGGAAAAGGAAAAUGAGGAGAGCAGUCCAUUGUUCACUAAAGAGAAACAGAGUGUUGGCUCGAAGACUGGACCAUGACUGGCUGAGGUGGCUUCCUUGGGGACCUUCUCCUCGGUAGUACCAAGUCCUAGGUAGACUGACAAAACAGUGAGCCUGCCUGCCUCCAGGGAGGGACCUGAGGAGAGCUUCUACAGGGCACAGGCCCUAACCUGUCACAAGUGUCACUGUCUUCUUGUCCUAGCCCCUCAAAAAAGGACUUGAUCUUUACUACCUUGAGGAUUCUGGGAGGGAAUCUGGGGCUAUGAUUUUGUGGAGUCUGUACCAUGGUCACAGCUCUGAAGACGGCAACAGAAGAAAGCUAGGAUAUGAGGAGCACCUGUGCUCGCUCUCUUCCGGAGUGUGCCUCACCCUAACUGCCAGUCUGGGAGGUGGCUUGGGUUGUGUCAUUGGCCUUGACUGUUCAGCAGGCUUUCCUGGCCUGUCUGCCCCGUUACCUGAGAUCACCUCACCCUGGUACACCACCUGCGUCCCACUAUCUCCCUGUGAUGGGUGACCUUUGUGUACUGUGUCUUGGGUCCAUUAUAUGAAUUGUGAGCAGGGUUCAUCUAUUUUAAAACAAAUGUUUACAAAAUAAAGAAUAUUUCAAACCAUA
Messenger RNA from Grammomys surdaster, 3423 nucleotides. RefSeq names its product RAB15, member RAS oncogene family (gene Rab15). Gene Ontology annotation, molecular function: GTP binding; GTPase activity. Bases 376 to 1014 code for a protein of 212 amino acids. The record is from RefSeq and is a predicted model, not a curated record. Lineage: Eukaryota; Metazoa; Chordata; Mammalia; Rodentia; Muridae. The transcript is spliced from 7 exons. Gene Ontology annotation, biological process: Rab protein signal transduction.